Molecule: messenger RNA, 2490 nt
Organism: Cladophialophora yegresii CBS 114405
Lineage: Eukaryota; Fungi; Ascomycota; Eurotiomycetes; Chaetothyriales; Herpotrichiellaceae
Exons: 5
Coding region: 1-2490 (829 amino acids)
Biological process (GO): positive regulation of transcription by RNA polymerase II
Cellular component (GO): nucleus
Molecular function (GO): transcription cis-regulatory region binding; zinc ion binding; DNA-binding transcription factor activity, RNA polymerase II-specific
Source: RefSeq, a predicted model, not a curated record
AUGGAGAACAGACUCCCAGGUGUGGAAUACGCAGAUCGUGCCUGCAAUGCCUGCAGACAGCGUCGCGUCAAGUGUGACAAGAGGCUACCCGCAUGUCUGCGGUGUGAGAAGCUUGGAAGGCCCUGUACCGGCUAUGACCUGGAGCGAAAGUUCCUCGAUGAAGGAGUCAAGGUCCGAAGAAAGUACGAUGGGAACUUCCAAUCCCCGGACUUUGCUAGGGCGGUAGUAGCCUCUCCGCCCAGUGUCGGUGCGGCUGCCGGUAUAGGUGCCGUGCAUGGACAGAGAAUCAAUCUCCCUCCGAUACAAGGAGAUUUCAAAUUCAACCCAAGCCUUCCGGCCAUCCCCCAAAUAAUAUCACCACCGACCUCUUCUGCACAUCAUCUGCCAAGCAUACAAGCAGGCCCGGAGGAUAGCGGGACUUCAGCCUCUAACAUACAGUUCCCUGCCUUUGGGGUGCUCAAUGAGCAGAGCCCCAGCUCUAAACCAUUUCCAGGCACGCCUCCUCAACCUCAGGCCAGUCUGUCACCACGAUUGACAGCUCCGACCAACUUUCAAUAUGCACCACCACCUCCUCAACCGCCACAAGAAUAUGCCCACAACGUACAUCAGGAACAGACCACGGCCAAGUUGCUACAUGGGAAGCCAGAGUAUGCUCCGUCCGACUUGGACUCUUCCGUGAGCGUCGACGAAGACUAUUUCGAUCUCGACAUCGAAACCUAUUAUUCCAAAGGAAAUAAUGCCUGUGGUUUCAUCCCGGGUCUGCCGGUGAUCCUCACGGACGCCAAUCCGCCUGAAACAGACGACGACUUUCUGACGAGUGACUUUGGUUCCGUCAGUGGAAGGUCUUCCGUUUACGACGGCAUUGAGGGGAACCGGGCCAGCCGCUCGGAGUACAGCCAAAAAUACUUGCACGAAAAGACGACGGAGCUGGCCUGCUUGACACGGCAUUUUGUGCAAUCGGUCUCACCAUCCAUGGACCUUUUCGAUCUCGAUACAUACUUCAGUCGGAUAGUGCCGCUGAAGGCUGUUCAGAAUGUCAUGCUGCGAUCCGCGAUGGCUGCGGUAGCAGCAAAUCAGAUCGGUCAGAUGAUGGCCAAUCACUCGCCGUUGGAAGACCUGCAGCACCUCCUACCCUUUGUCGGAGAAGGUGGUACACUGCAACAUACUGACUGGUUCUACAAGGCUGCGAACUACUACGAUCGCGGCAUAUCAUACUUGAGAAUCUUUCUCCAACGCUGGCUCAGCGAUACAAGUAACGAAGGGCUGACGGGGCACGCGUCGAGGUAUAACUCGGGCAGACAUCUAUCUGAAGGUAGCAAUAGCGGCGCCCUCAGCGCUACUCCCAACAAGCGACGGCGCAUAAGCCGGGGACAACCCUCGGAUGGUGCGGACAUGGAGGCUUUAGUUGCUGCAAUAUCCGUUUUUUCUCUGUAUGAGUCGUUGGAUAAUUUUGCAGACGACUGGUCACAACAUCUUGAUGGGUUCAAGGCGCUCCUGGAGAGUAAGAUCCUGCCACAGGCAGUGCAGUCUGUGCCUCGUCCCCGCGCCGACCCUUUUAUAUCUAUGAAGGCCGGCCGAGCCGCGUUCUGGAAUUUCGCUCGUGCCGACUACCUGGCAGCUUACGUCAACCACUCGAAGACUCGACUUGAUCCCGAUAAUUUGACCAUGUGGAAAGCUGCAGGUCUGCCCGUCAUGGAUGAUGGCACCCUAAAUUACAAUGAUCCCUCGACUCCAAUCAAUGCGAUUGUGUCAUACCAACCGGGCGACCGAGAGGAUUUGGUGUCGUGCACUCUGAUAUGGAUCGUUCUCCGGACGAUGAACUUCAUCGCGCCACAAGACGAUAUGCCAGGCGGUACGACGGGCACGCCACGACCUUUCGACAGUCCCGCCGCUGCAGCGCUCGGCAGGCCUAGUUCAGAGCCGGGGACGCCAAGCGGCAUCCAGCCCCGGGUGGCUCGGUGGCGCCAGCUACGCCGACAGCUGGAAGAUUGGUACGACAACUUGCCCUUCACCUUUCAACCGUACGCGAUCGCGGCGGCAGGGGCACAACACCCCUCGGAUCUUCUGCCAGAUGGGAGACCGCGGUUUGCGAGAUUGUUUUUCAGCGUCCCGAUGUGUGCGGCUGCUCUUCAACUCUACCACUUUGCCCAAAUCCUCCUCCUUCUGAACCAACCCGUGGACGAACACGACGCGAGACAUCCCGCAAACCGACUUCGGAUGUUCCGACAAGUAGCCGAAGAAUCAGAGCAUCACAGCCGUCAGAUCUGCGGCAUCGCCCUGGGCAAGCCACCCCCGGCUGUCAGCAGACAGAUGGUGCACUCGCUCUACCUGGCUGGAUCCUGCUUUGAGGAGAAGGAAGAUCGGGCCGUCGUGCUGGAAUUGCUGGCAAACAUCGCCAAGGAGGCCGGCAGUCCGACGGCUCCUCGGAUCAGGGAGCUGAAGGAGCAAUGGGGCUGGCAGGACGAGCCCAAGGUGCGAGAGAUAUCAUGA